AUGCAAGGCGACCCCCCUUGCGACUGGGCUGAUUUCCUCUCGCCACAACUUCGACGUUUUCCCCGCGCCUACAAUAAGGUCACGAUGCGGAACAGGCUUGGCCAUGGAAUUGAGGGAUGUGUGGCUAGAGUUAAGUUCGAUGACGACGAAUCAUCGUUCGCCCUCAAGAUUGUAUAUGGAGACCGCCCCAAUAGUUGGUGGCCGCUAGAGCGAGAGGCCCGGAACGUCGCGGUCCUGGAGAAGAUACAGGCCGGCAUCCACCAGUCCUCGCCGGAACCCAUCCACGUCCCCGCCAAACGGACGACGCGGCUUGACUGCCUGCGCUGUCUUUACGCCUUUUCAGCCGACGGCCGGCGCUCACGCGAUUUUGACGCGCUCCCGGACGAUUCCAAGGUUGCAGUUUCCGAAUCUGACACCCGGCUCCGCAAAUGCUUCGGGUGGAUCCGCGUUCAAGGAGCUGAUUUCAUGCGCAUGAACAGCAUAAUAAAGAUAGACGAGUAUGCCAGGCGGAAAGGUGAGGGAUCUGCGAGCUACCUUGAAUCUGGCGCACAGUACUACGCCAUUGUGUACGAGUAUAGCCAGUUGGACUUCUUCUACCGCAUUGGAUUUCACCCGUGUCAAGGGCUGCACAAAGUGAAUUGGCAAGGGCCCGGCAUUCUGCUCGAUUUUGGUGACUACAACUCUCCAGUCGAUCCCUGGUUCGAGGCCCGCUGCGCUUACCACAAGCACACUACGGCCGAGUACAUCAUCGAUCGAACAAAGGCUCUAGAAGAAUCAUCCGCAGAAUGGGACCGAAUCAAUAACUUGCGCGAUCAAGGCAUUGGACCCACGGAAGAAGAGAAGCAGAAGCGAGAAAAGGAGAAAGCUCAGUCUAACACAGCAAGGUUCGUCGAGUAUGGCUAUGAUGAACAUCAACGAUAUUUAUCCUACUCUGAAUGUAAGGCCUGGGACGGCGGGAACCCUCAAACAGUGACCAACGAAGAAAUCCUCGAGAGGAAGCUCGAGCUGGAUCCGCUCAGUCAGAUACGCAUCAACGGGGUAGAGCCAGAAACGGUGAUUCUAGCGUGGAAAACGUACAAAAAUCAGAAAAAGAAACACCUCGCUGCUUUUGGACCAAAGACUGAAACCAAGGAAGUCUGA
Molecule: messenger RNA, 1140 nt
Organism: Dichotomopilus funicola
Lineage: Eukaryota; Fungi; Ascomycota; Sordariomycetes; Sordariales; Chaetomiaceae
Exons: 4
Coding region: 1-1140 (379 amino acids)
Source: RefSeq, a predicted model, not a curated record